Betta splendens (Siamese fighting fish) is the source of this 1683-nucleotide messenger RNA. It is a transcript of the gene tnni4b.2, whose product is annotated as troponin I4b, tandem duplicate 2. Gene Ontology annotation, biological process: muscle contraction. Lineage: Eukaryota; Metazoa; Chordata; Actinopteri; Anabantiformes; Osphronemidae. The transcript has 5 exons. The coding region runs from base 156 to 617 and encodes 153 amino acids. The record is from RefSeq and is a predicted model, not a curated record. Gene Ontology annotation, cellular component: troponin complex.
GCACAGCACAAGAAACAUAUGUUUAUAUAUAUCAUAUCUAUGUAAAAUCACUGACCUAAAGCUUUGCGUCAUCUUCAUAUUUGUAGAGAAAAUCAAAGAUCUCUGCAUCGCGCAGACUGGCUCUUAAGACAAAGCUGCUGAAAUCGGCAGCUUUGAUGUUAGAGAAGGAGAAGGAGGAGAAAGCAGUGGAGAGAGAAACCACCUUACGUGGGACAGUCCCUGCACUCCAGAUGUCGGGUUUGACUGUUCAGGAGCUUCAGGCUCUGUGCAGAGAACUCCAGAAAAAGAUUGAUGUAGUAGAUGAGGAGCGCUAUGACAUCGAAGUCAAAGUGGCCAAAAACAGCAAAGAGAUCGAAACUCUGUCGCAGAAGGUCUUCGACCUGAAGGGCAAGAUGAAGAGACCUGCACUCAAGAGGGUGAAGAUCUCUGCUGACGCCAUGCUGAAAGCGCUGCUCGGCUCCAAGGUCAAAGAGUGCGUGGACUUCAAGGCCAACCUCAAGACCGUGAAGAAGGAGGAGGAGAAGAAGGAGGAGGUGACUGACUGGCGUAAGAACGUGGAGGCCAAGUCUGGAAUGGAGGGCAGGAAGAAGCUGUUCGAUGCAGGACAGUCGGUGUGAUGUGAAAGUGGUUCCUGUUCGUGGCCCAGAGAGAGUCUGACUGUUUAUAGACCUGAUGUGUGCAAUGGAAAAAAUAUCAAUAUCAGCUCUGCUGUAGCUUCAUAGUUUAGGGCAAAGUGUCCUUAAUCCUACCAGAAAUCAAUAAAGCAUAAGACUGCAGGGAAUGUUGGGUUGCUUGACACUUCUGUAUGCGCUGGUGAUGACUGGAACGUUUGUUCUCUUUUACAAGAAUGACGCAGACGGCUCCGUUUACAACGGGUUUACACAAGUUCUGAGCAGCACCUGUGCUUGUCAAAGGAUUCCUCCUCAGCCUGCGCUGGCGGCGCUUUGUGAUAUCUAUAGACGGGCAUCUUGAGAUGGCCCUAAUUCACACGUCACCUCUGCUACUUCUUCUAUAAAUAAAGAUGCAGGACAAGCAAUCAGACAGCGUCCGCUUAGACGCCUUUCUUUCCUUUGGACUUCUUAGAAACUUGGCGAAACCCCCACGUACUCAGUGAGUGUGUGACACGGACUGAAGCAUGAGUGUGAUCGCUCACUUCCACCAACAGGUGUGGUUGAUAUCAUGCAGGACGCCCAGAGGCUGCAGCCUGUCUAUGUAAACGUUUUACUGCCCUUUUUUCGGCCUUAUUAUUGUGGUGAUGCCAUGCCACUGUUCUUGAGACAUUUAUAGACCCUGUAAAUGUAUGAACACUCCAUGGUCUCUCAGAGGGUUGAUGCUGUGUCCGUCACACACCACAUCUGUGUGUAGGUACGUGUCAAACACUGUCUACUGUCUUUGCGGCACCGAUCUGCUAAUCUUCAGAAGUAGAUUGCAACUCGCUGUUGGUGAUUCUGAGUUAACAUUAACAGCAAGGUGAGCAUGAUCAUGCUACAUGCCUCCAGAUUAUCUGCUAUCGGCUUUUUCUCACCUACACCAUGACUUUCUCAGUUAUGUUGACACAUGCUAUAAAACACAUAAAGCACAUUAAUACUUUGCCUGUAACACAGUAAACAUGGUUUUAGUACUAUUUUCUGUGUAUUUUUAUUUAAAUUUAUAUAUAAGAAAUGAAUGCUUGUAAUAUAUUUA